AAACACCAUAAAAGUAAUGACAUGAAUUUUCCCGCUAGCAUAUCUCCCGUAUAGCGGAAUAUGUUAAUCAGUGGCACCGGGGUUAGUAAUAAACUCAAAUUACACGUCUAGCACACAGGACCUUUGUUAGCGAUAAACAUUACUCCCGGUCGUCUGGGGUGCAAGUUGGCGUUACAAGCGCCGCAUUUUCGCAUGCGAGUUGUGCUCCAGCACGUUUGGACUCUGCAAUCCAGCCGUCUCGUAAAUCCAAGGCUUUGAUCGCGCUUGGCUGGACAGAAGAUGUUAAGUUAUCGAGUGGUUCUCGUGGUUGGUCUACUCGCGAUAUUUGGACGACUUGUCUCUGCCCAGCAGCGACCCGGGGUGUGUCCCAAAGCCCCUCCGCCACUGGAAUGCCCCCCAACUCCAGACAACGAGUGUUUGACGGAUGCCGAUUGUCCUUUUUCCGAGAAAUGCUGUUCAGACGGCUGUGGGAAACUGUGUGUAGAACCGGACCCUGAGCCAAUCACUGAGGCUCCCACCUCAGCUCCGACUCCGGAGCCAAUCACUGAGGCUCCCACCUCAGCUCCGACUCCUGAGCCAAUCACUGAGGCUCCCACCUCAGCUCCGACUCCUGAGCCAAUCACUGAGGCACCCCCCACUCCAGGGCCUGCACAAAAGGAGCUUGUUGUCAUUGGACCAGAUGGGCCACCUGGACCUCGAGGUCCUCCUGGUUACCCCGGACCGCCAGGACCCUCAGGAGCCGCAAUUGCCGGAUCUGCGGGACCGGAUGGGCCGAGGGGACCACGAGGCCCCCCUGGAAACCCCGGACAACGUGGACCACGCGGCCCCCCUGGACCGCCAUCAUCAGGAGUAGCCAUGGAAUCCUACCCUGGGGCAAAAGGCCCAGUCUAUAGACCGCUCAUCCAUUACGCCAGUCACAUAGAGGCGCCAGAAAGUGGGAAUCCUGGGCCUCGUGGGCCGCGUGGGGCAUUGGGGUAUCGUGGUAGCUCUGGUCAGAUGGGUGAAUCUGGAGAUCCUGGUAGAUUGGGUGCUAUCGGCAAUCCUGGACCCAUGGGACUGAAAGGGCGCCGAGGACCAAGGGGAAUGCGUGGUAAAGCUGGAAUGUCAGGUCCGAAAGGGUACAGUGGUGAAAAGGGGAUGCAAGGAGACCGUGGAGAAAAUGGGCUUCCAGGAAAACUUGGACAUCAAGGCAAACGGGGCCGCCGGGGUAAACCAGGGCCGGAGGGACCCGCUGGAGUCCAGGGCAUGGAAGGUCGACAAGGAGUUCAAGGCAAAGAUGGAGAAGAGGGCCCUGUCGGAAGAAAAGGAGCCAUUGGCCCACAAGGUCCUCCAGGUGUAAUUGGACCCCAAGGCAAAUCAGGUUCGCACGGGAGACCUGGGGUUGAGGGUCCUCCUGGCCCUAAUGGCGCUCCUGGACGACCCGGUGUCCGAGGUCCUAAAGGCGAAUCCGGGAGUCGCGGUUUACCUGGAAAUCAUGGUGUCCAAGGGGAGAGGGGAUCUCAAGGGGGGAGAGGCAUCAAAGGCGGACGUGGAAACGAAGGCUCAGCAGGAAUUCCUGGUCGCGCCGGAAACAAGGGAGGACGGGGCGACCGAGGUCCAGUUGGUCCCGUUGGUGUUAUAGGAAAUCCCGGUCUUAUGGGCAUUCAAGGUUCUGAAGGCCCCUAUGGUCCGCAAGGGAUGACGGGUGACCGUGGAAAACCAGGACUUGUUGGGGACCCCGGAAAGAAAGGAAUGGCGGGCAGGGCAGGCGCCAUGGGCAUGCGGGGUCUUCCUGGACCUCCAGGACGCAGGGGCAAACGUGGCGAUCCUGGAUCUGACGGAAUCCCAGGAGAGAGAGGUGAUCGGGGUAUUCUUGGAGUACAAGGCGAACCCGGCAAAGAUGGUUCUCCUGGACUAAAGGGUACAAGAGGAACACGGGGCAAGCGAGGAGAGCGAGGAAGGAAAGGUGAUAUGGGUGUGCAAGGACCAGAUGGCGGCGAUGGUGAGCUCGGAGAACAGGGCUCUAGAGGCCGCACAGGGUACCCCGGCAGAAAUGGCCGCCAAGGAAUGCCGGGUGCAGACGGCGAUGAUGGUGUCCCGGGUUCAGCAGGCCUCAUGGGAGUUCGUGGACCAGUGGGCCCUGAAGGCCUUCCAGGAGCUAUAGGACCUGUGGGUUUGGCAGGAACUAAAGGCCUUCCCGGUCCACAAGGGUCGCGUGGAGAGAAGGGAGCUUCUGGCCCAACUGGUGGCAUGGGGCUUAUAGGAAAGCCCGGUGAAAUGGGAUCUUCUGGUCCAGCUGGGCCACAGGGAUCGGCGGGUCCAAGAGGAGAGCAGGGCCUGGACGGAGAGCCUGGAAGUAGCGGGCAGCCUGGGUCCAGUGGUGCUCAGGGUUUCACUGGGAAUCCCGGGCCAGAUGGGAAAAACGGUAAAAAUGGAGAACGAGGUUCUUUCGGUACAAAAGGUGACAUCGGCGCUGUGGGCAUGCAAGGAGAGCGCGGGUUGCCUGGCAGCGAAGGACAAGAAGGGCCCAUGGGACUUCGUGGACCACAGGGUGACAUUGGUGCCAACGGAGACAGGGGAAAACGUGGUGAAAGAGGACCAAAUGGCCAAUCUGGUAAACCAGGUGCUAAGGGUGAAAUGGGUAUGAGUGGACGGAACGGUGGCACCGGAAAACCUGGGAUACCUGGAAUGAAGGGCCUACCUGGUCCAAAUGGCAAAGACGGCCGACCGGGCGAACCUGGAGCCAUGGGUAUUUCCGGAGAGAUAGGACCAACCGGUUCCCCUGGACAGCCCGGCGAUAUGGGCUCGAGAGGUGACAUGGGUAUUCCUGGCAAGCAAGGUUUUCUUGGAGGAGCGGGUUCCCCUGGACCCUUGGGUCAAGCAGGCAUCAUCGGUGACCGUGGCCCCAAGGGCGUUGCUGGUGAUAUCGGCGUAUCUGGAGUAAGAGGACCCACCGGGGAGCAGGGCAGCAGGGGAGAGCUAGGACCGAAAGGCAUGUCGGGAGAACAGGGUGAUGAGGGUGUUCAAGGUCAGUCGGGUGAAACUGGGGGACUUGGGCCAACAGGACCUGUUGGUGAACAAGGAUCUUAUGGACUACCUGGCAAGCCGGGGAGUCCUGGAACGAAGGGUUCUCUAGGCGUGCCUGGGCAACCGGGAGAUCCUGGAAUUCCAGGUUUAGAGGGCCAACCAGGACCACCCGGGAUGGCCGGAUCUGUGGGCGAUAAUGGACCUGUGGGCUUGCCAGGACCGAAGGGAGGUCCAGGGCCUGGUGGUACUCGUGGUCCCGUGGGCCCGCGUGGCAUUUCGGGAAACAAAGGCCCUCUGGGCAUGGACGGCCCUAAGGGAGAGGCUGGAGAGGAUGGUUUACAUGGCAAGGAUGGUAAACCAGGGACCCAGGGUCAACGUGGUAAAGAUGGAAAGAAGGGGAGAGGCGGUCAACAAGGAAGCACGGGGGUAAGCGGAAAUGAUGGACCUAUUGGCUCACCUGGCCUUCAAGGGAAAAGGGGUGCCACAGGCGAUGUCGGGAUACCCGGACAGCCGGGUCUUACUGGAGCGCCCGGUAUACCUGGUAACACCGGGGAAAGAGGUUCGCCAGGAGUAGAUGGAGUAAACGGAGUGCCUGGGUCUACCGGACAUGAUGGCCCACAGGGAACCCCAGGACAGCAGGGUUUGCAAGGGGGAAUGGGCGCGGAGGGUGACGUUGGUGCAAAAGGAAGCAAGGGAGACGUGGGGGCACGAGGUGAUAUCGGGCCGCAAGGCCCAAUAGGGCCUAAGGGUAAUCUUGGAUCCCGCGGACAAUUUGGAGACGAGGGAGAGUCAGGCACCAGGGGACCGCCUGGAUCGUACGGUAUCGAGGGACCCCCAGGGCCCAGGGGACCCCCCGGCGGGGCUGGUCCGAUUGGCGGAAUUGGAGACAAGGGUGACCGUGGUGCGCAGGGCAAAACUGGAAAUCAGGGACCGCCAGGGCUUCCCGGCCAACCUGGGCCCGUUGGAAUUUUACCAAGUGGCAAUGCGCUGAUGGACCGAAUGCGCUCUUACGAGCUUGAAUCACGCAAGCCUGAUACACGUCUUUACCGCAGCAUCUUGGGAUUUAAUGCCAAGGAUCCUCAGAUUCCCUUCAUCACCAAGACAACAGAUGUAGACACGGCUUUCUGGUCUCUCAGUUUACGAGUUGGGCUUUUCAAAAAUCCUCUUGGUACCCACAGGCAUCCCGCGCGUACUUGCCGGGAUCUAAAGCUUUGUAGACCGGAAGCCGAGAGUGGUCAAUACUGGAUAGAUCCGAAUGGUGGGAUCACCGAAGACUCGAUUCUUGUCUAUUGCGACUUUGCUCUCAACGCAUCAUGCAUCACUCCAAAUCAAUCUAUGAGAGGAAGAAGUGGUACUCUGGCCGUGACGGUUAUAAGUGGUUCGCCCAAGACCUUCAUGGCUCCCAACAGUUUCACUACACUUCCGAUCCCAGUCAUUUCCUCUUUCUACGACUGCUAAGACCUGUGUUAAUUACUUACGCAGUUUCACUACACUUCCGAUCCCAGCCAUCUCCUACUCUUUCUACGACUGCUAAGACCUGAGUUAAUUACUUACGCAGUUUUACUACACUUCCGAUCCCAGUCAUCUCCUCUUUCUACGACUGCUAAGACCUGUUUUAAUUACUUACGCAGUUUUACUACACUUCCGAUCCCAGUCAUCUCCUACUCUUUCUACGACUGCUAAGACCUGUGUUAAUUACUUACGCAGUUUUACUACACUUCCGAUCCCAGUCAGCUCCUCUUUCUACGCCUGCUAAGACCUGUGUUAAUUACUUACGCAGUUUCACUACACUUCCGAUCCCAGUCAUCUCCUACUCUUUCUACGACUGCUAAGACCUGUGUUAAUUACUUACGCAGUUUCACUACACUUCCGAUCCCCGUCAUCUCCUCUUUCUACGACUGCUAAGACCUGUGUUAAUUACUUACGCAGUUUCACUACACUUCCGAUCCCAGUCAUUUCCUCUUUCUACGACUGCUAAGACCUGUGUUAAUUACUUACGCAGUUUCACUACACUUCCGAUCCCAGCCAUCUCCUACUCUUUCUACGACUGCUAAGACCUGAGUUAAUUACUUACGCAGUUUUACUACACUUCCGAUCCCAGUCAUCUCCUCUUUCUACGACUGCUAAGACCUGAGUUAAUUACUUACGCAGUUUCACUACACUUCCGAUCCCAGCCAUCUCCUCUUUCUACGACUGCUAAGAUCUGUUUUAAUUACUUACGCAGUUUUACUACACUUCCGAUCCCAGUCAUCUCCUACUCUUUCUACGACUGCUAAGACCUGUGUUAAUUACUUACGCAGUUUUACUACACUUCCGAUCCCAGUCAUCUCCUACUCUUUCUACGACUGCUAAGACCUGUGUUAAUUACCUACGCAGUUUUACUACACUUCCGAUCCCAGUCAUCUCCUCUUUCUACGCCUGCUAAGACCUGUGUUAAUUACUUACGCAGUUUUACUACACUUCCGAUCCCAGUCAUCUCCUCUUUCUACGACUGCUAAGACCUGUGUUAAUUACUUACGCAGUUUCACUACACUUCCGAUCCCAGUCAUCUCCUCUUUCUACGCCUGCUAAGACCUGUGUUAAUUACUUACGCAGUUUCACUACACUUCCGAUCCCAGUCAUCUCCUCUUUCUACGACUGCUAAGACCUGUGUUAAUUACUUACGCAGUUUCACUACACUUCCGAUCCCAGUCAUCUUCUCUUUCUACGACUGCUAAGUCAUGUGGUCAUCUCUUAUGUAGUUUCACUACACUUCCGAUCCCAGUCAUCUCCUCUUUCUAUGACUGCUAAGGCAUGUGUUAAUUACUUACGCAGUUUCACUACACUUCCGAUCCCAGUCAUU
This is a messenger RNA of Nematostella vectensis (starlet sea anemone), 5848 nucleotides long. RefSeq names its product collagen alpha-1(II) chain. The coding region runs from base 280 to 4464 and encodes 1394 amino acids. The transcript has 67 exons. Gene Ontology annotation, cellular component: extracellular region. NCBI's taxonomy places the organism in Eukaryota, Metazoa, Cnidaria, Anthozoa, Actiniaria, Edwardsiidae. The record is from RefSeq and is a predicted model, not a curated record. Gene Ontology annotation, molecular function: peptidase inhibitor activity; extracellular matrix structural constituent.